AUGGGGAAACCAUUAUUUUACGAGAUAUGGGAAAAGCCAGCUACAAGCUGUAUAAUAGGUUUAUGCAGUGUAAUUUGGUUCUGUAUUCAGAAGAAGAACAUCGGUUAUUCCCAUGUCGGCUUGAGUUAUGAGACUGCAAUUCAAGGUCACUAUUGGAGGAUAAUAACCUCAGCAUUUUCGCAUAUUAGUGUUGUUCAUCUUGUUUUCAAUAUGAGUGCACUUUGGAGCCUUGGGAUUAUUGAGCAGUUAGGGCAUAUAGGCCUUGGAGUAGAGUUUUAUCUCCAUUAUACACUAGUGAUGGUUGUUUUUUCAGGGAUGCUUGUUAUUGGUAUGUACCAUCUUUUGACACAGAGGUUCAAACUAGACUAUUUUCGAAGAGUCACUGCUGUUGGCUACUCUUGUGUUGUUUUUGGGUGGAUGACGAUCUUAUCGGUGAAGCAACCCUCGUUCAAGUUGAAUCUUUUUGGGUUUCUGUCCCUUCCUAUCAGUUUUGCGCCAUUUGAGUCCCUUAUCUUCACGUCGAUAAUUGUUCCUCAAGCAAGUUUUCUUGGUCAUUUGUCUGGAAUUAUUGUUGGCUAUGCUAUUGCCUGGGGUUUGAUUCAUGGGAUGAGCAAUUACUGGGCAAUAUCUAUGUUGGGUUGGAUUGUGGUUGUCUUUAUAUUUAGUUUGAAGAAGUCGGGUACAUAUAAUUUCAGCUUUAUCGAGAUUGAACAUGUAAAUGAUCCUUCCUUGCGUUUUGUGGCUUCAGGAAAUGGCAGAACCUUGCAGAUGGACGCCGUUCAAUACCACGGCAACUACGCGUCGCAUCUGCUUCGCGUGGUAGCAAUCAUCGUCACUCCGUGCAACGCUCCUAUGCAUGCUGUGAGCAAUGGUCCUGUGUUGGCAUCAUCACUUCUACGUGCGACUGUGAACGAUGCUCCUGCGCAAGAUAGUAUUGUCGGUGCAGAGUGGCAGCAUUGGAGUUCCGAGAAAGGGUGCCGGAAACAACCAGUGUGA
Molecule: messenger RNA, 996 nt
Organism: Fraxinus pennsylvanica
Lineage: Eukaryota; Viridiplantae; Streptophyta; Magnoliopsida; Lamiales; Oleaceae
Source: the annotation of a GenBank genome assembly